AUGUCUUCGUCACUGAUGUGGAGCGUAGGGGCGCUCGCCCUCUCGUCCCUGGUCUCCCCGGCGGCUGCCGCCGCCAAGGAGAGCUACCAACUGCUGGAAAACUGGCACGGUGAUACCUUCUGGGAUGGGUGGGAAUUCUUCGAUUCUCCCGAUCCUACCAAUGGUUUCGUUACCUACACCAACCAAAGCCGUGCCGAAGACACAGGCCUGAUUGACAUCACCUCGCGCGGCAGCCUCUACAUGGGUGUGGAUCACAAGUCCAAGCUCGACCCCAGUGGCCCGGGUCGGGAGUCGGUUCGCCUGGAGACCAAGGGCUUCUACAAGGAAGGCCUGUACGUCCUGGAUCUGGCGCAUAUGCCGGGGAGUAUCUGCGGCACCUGGCCCGCAUUCUGGUCCGUCGGUCCCAGCUGGCCUGAGGACGGCGAGAUCGACAUCAUCGAGGGAGUCAACAAGCAUGAUUCCAAUAAGAUCGUUCUGCAUACCAGUGGCAGCUGCGACGUUGGUGGCGGCCAUGAGAUGCUCGGCGACAUGAGCUCCGGGGAGUGUGGCGAAGCGUCGGGUACUAUCGGUUGCGUGGUCAAGGGCAAGAAGGGCUCCUCGGGAGACCCGUUCAACAAGCAGGGCGGCGGUGUCUAUGCCAUGGAGUGGACGGAGGAUUUCAUCAAGAUUUGGUACUUCCCCCGCGACUCGAUCCCACCAUCCAUCACCGAUGGCCACCCCGAUAGCUCGACCUUCCCCACCCCCAUGGCCCACCUCCAAGGGUCGUGUGACAUCGCUGCUCGAUUCAAGCCGCAGAAGUUCAUCCUCGACACCACUUUCUGCGGUGACUGGUCCGGCAACGUCUAUGGUGACUCCAGCUGCCCCAUUAGCGACUCGAGCAACCCCAUGCAGAGCUGUGUCAACUACGUGGCGGAGAACCCGGAGGCCUUCAAGGAGGCCUACUGGGAGAUCAACUCCAUCAAGCUGUAC
Molecule: messenger RNA, 969 nt
Organism: Aspergillus campestris IBT 28561
Lineage: Eukaryota; Fungi; Ascomycota; Eurotiomycetes; Eurotiales; Aspergillaceae
Gene: eng2
Product: putative GPI anchored endo-1,3(4)-beta-glucanase
Exons: 1
Biological process (GO): glucan catabolic process
Molecular function (GO): hydrolase activity, hydrolyzing O-glycosyl compounds
Source: RefSeq, a predicted model, not a curated record